Molecule: messenger RNA, 571 nt
Organism: Anopheles arabiensis
Lineage: Eukaryota; Metazoa; Arthropoda; Insecta; Diptera; Culicidae
Gene: Rpp20
Product: ribonuclease P protein subunit p20
Exons: 2
Biological process (GO): tRNA 5'-leader removal
Cellular component (GO): ribonuclease MRP complex; nucleolar ribonuclease P complex; nucleus
Molecular function (GO): nucleic acid binding
Source: RefSeq, a predicted model, not a curated record
GUCCAGCACACCAGCCGGCAGCGAUGGACCAGCAGCUGUGAAAAAGUCCUCGGAGAAAACGCCACGCAAAGAGACCGCACCGACGGCGGCGGCGGCGGUGGUGGUGGUUCAGCUGGGAAAGGAAACGGCACUAGCAACUUCCAGCGCAAACCAACCGACCGCCAUACAGUGAAGAACCGUGUUCUUCCGAAGUAUUUUACGCGCGAAAACGACGUUUACGUUACAUACAAGUCCGACUUUACAUAUCAGCUCAAAUCCUGUCUGGACAUCCUGAACUCUCCACUCGGAGAGGUGUUCCUGCACUGCACCGGCCGGGCGAUCAACCGUGGCAUUAAUCUGGCGCUACGGAUAAAGGCCGAAUUUCCCGAAGCGUUCGAGUACGAGGUGAACACAUCCCAGAUAGCGAUCACGGAUGAUUUGCAUCCCCUGCACGACGAGGACGACUUUAUGGUGCAGCGGCGCAUGAACUCGUGCCUGCACAUUCGACUGUACCGCACAAUUACGGUGAAGCAGUCCACCAAGGUCGUUGGGGAGAGAACUUAACCGUGUACGCGAAGCAAACCGCGCUCUA